AGAUAUAGUACGCGCGAGGAGAACAUGAAGCACUCCAUGGUUAGGGUUAGGGAAGGGGUUAUUAGGUUACAUAGGGUAUCGGAAUCGCUUGAAGGUGAGAAUCUCCAGAGAUAUAAACGGGAGCAGCCGGUGAUCGAUAGUGAAGGGCAACUAUUCGGGAAAGUAGCGACUGAAGAAGUUUUGGAGCCUUGCAACUGACCAGUUCCAUGAUUCAGCAAAAUACAUCAUUUAAGGUGUUGACAUUGGCAGGCUCGUUAUGAAAUUUUGUUGCAAUCCAGGCCAAUUCCCAUGAUUUUACGCUCAAAACACAACAGUCAAAAUGCAAAUCAACCCAUGUUAUUCAUCCUCUGUAUGGCAUCCGUAAUAAGAUCACUAGUAUAUUUGUCGGCGAGUUCAAUCCACCAUUUAUGAUGUAGUGAUCGAACGUUCGGAUCAUAAGAGGGGUUGAGCUGCGUAAUUGCAUUCCAAUAGGUACCAAGGUCCUGCCAUGGCA
Talaromyces proteolyticus is the source of this 493-nucleotide messenger RNA. RefSeq lists its product as uncharacterized. Lineage: Eukaryota; Fungi; Ascomycota; Eurotiomycetes; Eurotiales; Trichocomaceae. The transcript has a single exon. The record is from RefSeq and is a predicted model, not a curated record. Bases 25 to 198 code for a protein of 57 amino acids.